UCUAGAGCAAGCACAGUAAGAGGUAACCUUUGCCAAUAAAAAGCUAAAAAUAUGUGAGUUGCUAAAACCCACGGAUCAAUAACGCUUGUGGAAUAUGGCUCAUUACACAGAUAUUAAUUAUGCUAGUAUUUUGCAGGAUGUUUUCAGGAGUUGUAUUGUAUUUUCGAUACGAAGGAUAUUCGGUUAUGGAUAUUUAAACGCAAGGGAGGCUACAUGUGUACAUUUGCACUAAUUACAAACUAAUUGUCAUGUGGAGAUUGUUCUCAAGUGACUAAUCCACUUAAAUUAUCAUCUAUUUUGCCGGUGCGUAGCCUUAUUUCAAGUGCAGGAACAUCAAGUACUCGCUUGUGCUGGUAACUGAUUCAUUGUCCAUUAUGAGCAUUUCUACCAAAUCGUUAAUGUAAACUAGCUUCAUAGUUAGCUUUGGUGUGGUUGAAGGCAGAUCUAUUUUACAUGGGACGUGUAAAAACUUAGACGGUGGGAAAAGAUAUAUAGUUAAAUAUGGCCAGUGUGAUACAGGUAGUUUUAUUUGUGCUCUGUAUUAACUUUGCGUUUUCGACUAAAAGGACUGUAACCGCGCCUUAUUCGGGGACAUUUACUGGGAUUACUGAGACAGUUGCUAUACCACAGUCUUCAAGCAGCGAUGUCAGGUAUGCCAAUGUCACUAGAUUUCUCGGAGUGCCGUACGCAAAACCGCCGACUGGGAACCUUCGUUUCGAGAGGCCAGAGGCAAAAGAUGUAAUGACGUCAGAUUAUGACGCCACAAUCAACCCGCCACUCUGUCCGCAAACGGUAGGCAUGGAUUCUGCUGGAGCGGUUAAAUGGUUUAACGUCAGCGAAGAUUGCCUUUAUCUUAACAUAUUCGUCCCCGGAAAUAGUCCGGCAAACCUCUCUGUCCUCGUGUGGAUCCAUGGCGGCUCGUUUAAGUUCGGCGGCGCGUACUUCUACUCAGGCGAUAUCCUGUCUACAUUCGGAGAUAUCAUAGUUGUUGUUGUCCAAUACAGACUGAAUGUGUUCGGCUUCCUCAGUGACGGUUCACCGGGAUCAGGAAACAUGGGCCUCUGGGACCAGAGUCUUGCACUGAAGUGGGUGCAGCGAAAUAUCGCGGACUUUGGUGGGGACCCCUCCCGUAUAACCGUCAGUGGACAGUCCGCAGGUGCCGCAAGCGCCAUAUACCAGGCAAUGUUUAAACAGAAUAAAGGCAACUUACAAAGAAUAAUCGCUCAAAGUGGGACCCCUGCCUCAAAUUUAAACUUUGCACUCCAGCGCAGUCCGCAAACGGUAUUUCAAAAGUUUGCUUAUGCGACAAACUGCAAUACAGGCGACAUGGCUGCUGCUUAUGUCUGCAUCAAAGGAAAGUCAAUGAGUGAAUUGCUGUCCAUUGCCGAGAAAAUUGAAGGUCUUUUCCCAGUCGUAGACGGAACAUUCAUAGAGAAAGAUCCUCAAAAUUUUACCAAAGAGACUUCUUCAUAUUUCCGUGAUUUGGAUCUCCUUGUUGGAUCGACCAGCCUUGAUGGUUACUCACUGUUUCAGUCAAUUGGGCUACCCGGUUUGAUUAACAGUGGUAUAAACGUAGAUGAAGGCGUACCAAAAACAUUUUUUGAACGAACUUUCAUUCCAAUGUCCCUAGGAAUCAUAUCAAACAAUACCGCGUCGGCAGCCUUAAUUGCAUCUGCCAUCAGUGAGUACUCAACCUCCAGCGCCUCAGAUGAUGACCCUGUGCUUGUUCGGGGUAAAAUGAUUGAGUUCCCAACGGACAUGAUAUUCAGAGUACCGGGGUUAAUCGUCGCUAACGCCCACAGUGCCGGCGACUCCCCCGGGAGAACAUUUGCUUAUGAAUUCGACUAUACACCGUACUUCGCUGCAAUUGAAGUCCGCCCAUCCUGGGUGAAGGGGGCCAAGCAUGGCGAUGAAGUGGGAUUUGUAUUCGGGUUCGUCGACAACCUAAAGGUGUUGCUAGGCUUCCCGCCUAAUUUUGUGUCACCAGCUCCUGUUCCGGAUAAAGACAGGGCCUUGUCUGAAGCCAUGAUGACACUUUGGGCAGAGUUCGUGAAAAAGGGAGACCCAAAUCCAGCAAGUACUCAGCACGAGUGGCCCGAAUACAGUUCUUCUAGCGGAGCGUUCUUCAGUAUUAACCAGAAUACGACGACAUCAGACACUGUCCAGCAUCAUCUCGCUACACCAUCACGUGUGAACUUCUGGGAAAAGACCGUUCCCUGCUUUAUUCGACUCGGAGCAGAAGGCACUUGCGAAAAGUGCAACUGUGACGGAGGUGGCGACGGGACGGACUCGGCAGGGAACAUCAGACCCAUAUACUCCCUUAUACUUACUGUUGUUAUAAGUUGUGUGCUUUGGGUGCAAUAAUUUAAGUACAAUACUAACGGGUUCGGGAAUGCGUGCAUAGUGAUAAACUUGAAGGGUUAUGUAGUUAAUUUUGCCUAGCGAUAUUUCUGAAAACUGUUGGGUGCUGCACCAAUGGUAGUAUCUUAGAAGAACGCCGCUGUUUUAUUUAAAUCAUCUGGUUAGUUUUGAAUUUUUUUAUCGCAGGUAUGGAUUGAAAUUAUUAACCUUUGACUUAUUUUUUGUGGAAGAAAGGUCAAUGGUUUAAAAUACAAAAUACGAUUGUGAUGAUAAGAAUUGUAAACAUUCUAACCAGUUCGAUGGGUGAAAGCGGAAAGGUUCUAUAUUCUUUAUUUAAUGUCAUUUAGAACCUUUUCGCAUUCACCUGUUGAAACCGCUUAAUUCGAUCAUUUGACCAAUUAGUAUAGAUAUGGCCGGUAUUUCAUCUCAUCAGUCUAAUUUGAUAUUGUUCACUGUUUUGAAACUGUACCCCGUUCUCACGUCCAAAUCAUACUUCAGGACGCAGAGGGCUUGGACACAAUUUCAACGACGUCAUUCCGCUUACGUUCGCAUACAAUUUGGCGCGUUUUUUUUUCCUGAAAAAAUGUCCUUUUCAUGACUAUAAUAAAAAAUGUUAACAAAUAAAUUUCAGAGUAAGAUAAAAAUUACUAUUUCACCAUGUGACCACCAGAAGUAAAUAUUCAACUGUGGCUACGUCACUCGUGAACUAUUACUUUUGGUGUUCACUCGGUGGAACAUAUUGCGAUCUCACACUGACACGAUCAUCUAUCCUCUAUAUUUAGACGUGAGUGGGUUUUUUUGCGACAACCUAUUAACACUUAUGUUCAUGUACAAAGUUGUAGAACGCUCAGGGCUAAGUAAUGCGAAAGUGAUAUGUUUAGCGGUAUGCUCAAACGUCAAAACUUACCUAAAAAACAAACGGGUCUCGAGAUCGAAACUAGCAUAAUAUAAUUUAUAUAACCCUCAUUGAGGUGUAAAGUGCAGAAGUUCUAGACGGCACUCCGGUCAUAGAAAACACUACACAUAAACUGACUAUAUACUCUUAACCACUGUUAAGAUAAACGUACAUUUUUUCCGUUGCAAUAUUAAGACCUUUUUGUUUUGUUUCGAAAAAACCCCUACAUGCUUCAUUCGUGUGUUUUAAGAAAAUGACCACGACCUUUGACCUACUUUCUUCGGGGCCAGAAGGUAAUAAAGUCAAAGUCACGCCCAAUCGGUUUCCUCAAUAAAGUUAUUUACUUACUGCCAUGCAUAUUCAGUGGUAUGUUUCCCUUGACCAGUACUCAGUGCCAGUAGAUGACAUUAUUUUCAGUUGUAGUAGGCCACAAUUACUCAAGAACUGCUUCACCUUUGACCUGGAAACAUCAAAGUUGUAUUGAACUUGACCGAUAAAUGCCCAUACUAAUUUGGGGUCACUAUGUAAAAUACAAGUAACUGUGCGCGAAAACGAUUUCUGAAAAGUUUGACCGUGGCUUUGAUCUUGCAUCCACUGACAACCGAAUGAAAUAAGAGUCGUCUACUUGCUAUACCAUUAUGAACUCAUUUUUUAUCUGUUGCUGUUAAUGUAUCGUAACGUUGUUUUCGUAUGAUGCUUCAUACCAGGCUUACAAACAAAAGGACAUAACGGGGAACUUAUUGACUUAUUGAAAAAAUGUCCGAAAUAAUCUGUAUCACAAUCCGAUUGUUCGUACCAAACGGGCUUACAUGCAACAAACAAUUACGGGACACUGUUAGGUUGAAAUGCAAUGAAAUAAUCUUAACAAAGGUCGAACGAGUGAUCUAUUCGACAGCCGGAGUUCCUCACAAGAAAUAUCAAAGCAAUGAUGGUGCUGAAUGGCUUGAGCGAUGAUUCAUUCUAUUGAAAUUCAAAUUAAUUCACAUGAAUGUAAACAUGACACUAGAGCAGUGCAGUAGGGAUGAAACUGCAUUGAAUUAAUUAUGUAUUGUAUACCUGAGUUACCGCCCCUGUAGUAAUUUGUAUCUUAUAUAUCUUAUUAUGCAAUAAAGUUCCAAUGAGGUCAACACCAGAACUGCCAGGAUUUCCAGUUUAUAAGAGUUUUCCUUUCAUAUGCUUUUUUAUAUGUGUGUUUACUGUUAAUAUAUGCAAACUACUACUUAUUCUUACUUAUAAAUAAACAUAAAUAACUUA
This is a messenger RNA of Mya arenaria, 4510 nucleotides long. RefSeq names its product carboxylesterase 1C-like. Lineage: Eukaryota; Metazoa; Mollusca; Bivalvia; Myida; Myidae. The transcript has 2 exons. The coding region runs from base 502 to 2364 and encodes 620 amino acids. The record is from RefSeq and is a predicted model, not a curated record.